GCGAGUUCCACUGCACAAUCGCUACGGUGUUGUUCAACAAAGCCAUAUACCAUGAGGUCCGCCAGGGUACUUUUGCUGUUGGCCGUCAUAGCCCUUACUCUGGCCACCGCUAACUCAGCCUCGGAAGAGUGUGGUCUAAAUGAGCAUUUCAAUGACUGUGCGCCUACGUAUCAGCUGUACUGCUAUAGUAAGGGAGAAAUCGAUACGGGGCAUUGUGUAGAGGCAUGUGUCUGUGACCAGGGCUUCAUCAGAGAGCAUCCCGGUGGACCAUGCAUCACUAAAGAUAAAUGCCCGCCACUAUAAACUGCAUUGGGAACCAUUUGACUGGGAACCAUUUGAACCAACGAAACGAGUGGCAACUCGACCUUUAAACAUUAGAAUCGAAACGAAGCCGUACAUAAUUCCAGUUGGGGAUUUUUCAAACGAUUUUUUCGAACUGAUUGGUUUGGGUAUGUCAAAAAAAAGUAGUUUUUUUCCAAAAUAAAUCAACUAGUUAUUUCAUGCGGAGUUCCCUCAAAA
Anopheles stephensi (Asian malaria mosquito) is the source of this 519-nucleotide messenger RNA. RefSeq names its product chymotrypsin inhibitor-like. Bases 52 to 303 code for a protein of 83 amino acids. The record is from RefSeq and is a predicted model, not a curated record. NCBI's taxonomy places the organism in Eukaryota, Metazoa, Arthropoda, Insecta, Diptera, Culicidae. The transcript has 2 exons.